UGGCUCUCAUUCAUUCAUUCGUCGUCGCUCCGUUCGACAUAAUUAUCUCGUUUACAGUUUUACUUUUUAAUUACUGAAAGAAGUGAAUUGCUUUAUGUUCGAUGAUUCAUUAAAGUUUAAAUUCAUUACAAAUGUGCCGAUAGAAGCGGCAACGUUUUACAAAGUGGUUUUAAGAACGUAUGGAUAAUCUGAAACAAUUCAACACAAUGGCUUCGGACGAUAACUGGAGGACUCAAGCCUUUAGGCAGAGUGUUGUGUCCAAGAUUGAGGAGGUAAUCCAACGCUCGGGCGUACAAGUGGCCCGUAACAGCAGUGAGAUGGAGAACCAUGUGUUUAUGAAGGCCAAGACUAGGGAGGAGUAUAUGAACAUGGUCGCCAAACUUAUUCUGCAUGUGAGAGAAAUGUCUCAAUCAAAACAAAACCAAGGUCAACAACAAAUGCAGGGCCCCAAUCAAGGUCAAGUACCCGGGCCGAGUCCCCAAGUUCAAGCACCCCAAGGUCAACAACAGCAACAGGGGCCCAACCAGCAAGGUCUUACACAAGACCCAAUUAACGCCCUUCAAAACUUAGCAUCACAAGGUUCAAGGAACCAAAUGAUGACCAUGGGCCCCCAAGGUCAAAUGCAACAACAAGGCGUCAUGGGCCCCAAUUCUGGUAUGGGAGGAAUGCAAGGUCAGAUGGGACAACAAGGACCAAUUGUGUCUCAAGGACCUCAAGCACAAACUGCCACUAAUUUGUUGCAAACACUUAAUCAGAGACCUCAGAUGAAUAUGCAGCUACAGAACAAGCUUGGUGGUCCGAUGGGGAUGGUGGGGAACCAAGGUCAAAUGGGGAACAAUAUGGUUGGUGGUAUGGGAGGAAUGGGGAAUCCUAUGGGCAGUCAGCUUCAGAGUCAGCUUGCUGGUGGCAUGCAAGGACAGAUGAUGCCAAAUAUGUCUAUGCAGAACUCUAUGCAGGUCCCCAUGAGUGGGUCUAAUACCAUGGGGCAGAUGCCGUGCAACCAAGUGGGGAUGGGAGGUCAGAUGGCACCGAAUAACAUGCAAGGACAAAUGCCAGGUCAAAUGGUAGGAGGCAUGGGCAACAGCCAGAUAGUCGGCCUCAACAUGCUACACAUGGGUCGUGUGGGCGUGGCCAACAAACAGGAAGUGGGCGGGAUGCUGGGCGGGGCCUACCCUGCGCGUGCGCCGCCCCCGCAGCAGUUCCUGCGCCAGAGUCCCUCGCCGUCUGCCCCAUCGCCUAAUAUGGGAGGCCCGAGUCCUAUGGGUGUAAUGGGUGCCACUAUGACAUCCCCGAUGUCGUCACUGGGUGGGCUGGGUGCUUGCGGCAGUGUGGGCAGCCCUUCGCCCUCCAAUCCGGCCCAUCUUGCUCAUCAUGUGCAGCAACCACAGAGGUCGCCUAGGGGCGUCGGUAUGGGCAUGGUAGCCUCUCCGUCAUCCUCUCUCAACACCCCCGUCGGGGCAGGAGUGGCCUCUCCUGGAGGCGAAGAGGCAGCCUACAGGGAGAAGGUCAGGCAGCUCUCCAAGUACAUCGAGCCUUUGAGAAGAAUGGUGCAUCGGAUGGUCAGCGAAGGAGAAAAUGUUGAAAAGCUGACAAAGAUGAAGAAUCUUCUGGAUAUAUUAUCGAACCCUAACAAACGCAUGCCUUUGGAGACGCUCAUCAAAUGCGAGGUGGUGCUGGAGAAACUCGAUUUUAAACGCAGUGAGGGAGUUGUGGUGCCGAGUGCGGGAAAGGAACAAAUCUUCAACCCACUGCUGGAAGUUGUGAACAACUGCCUACAAUCACCUCUAGCUAACCACACUCUCAAGCGAACUUUCGGAUCAGCACUCGACGCUCUUAAUGGACCAGAAAUGAGGAAUCUACCAACACCGCAAAAGAUUCCGAAAUUAGAGGAGCCACCAAUGGAAAUCCCUGAUGUACUGCAGGGUGAAAUUGCCAGAUUAGACUCGAGGUUUAAGGUAUCUCUAGAACCCAUGUCGUACUUCGGCGGUGGUGGCGGUGCUAUAUCCCUGAUCGCAGCACUAGACGAGCCGCGGCUGCCGUGCGUGGCGGGCGUGCACGUGUCCGUGCCGCGCGACUACCCCGCCCGCCCGCCCGUCAGGCUCAAGCCCAGGCCCGCCAAGGAUCUGGCUCCACACUCCUUCUUAGCGAGAUUAGAGAGAGCUAUGGAUGCUAGGUGUGCUAGAUUACCAAAAAGCUGUUCAGUAGGACAACUCCUGGACGCGUGGGAGAUGAGUGUGCGACAAGCCUGUGCACCGAACUCCGGCACCUACACUCCCGUGCCAGCACUCGGAAUCUAAGCUACUAGUAACAUAUCUAUACUUUAUUUGAGUAUGCAGUAAACUAAAGGUAAACAGUCUUGAUACUUUUUACACCAAUAAUGGCCGAUUUCGGCGGCUGUUCUCAUAUAAGUAGAUCAGCCAACUGCGCAGGACAUAUUAUAGUGCACAAGCGUUUGCGCAGGCACAGGUGCACUCCCUAUUCCUUCACUCUCAUAGCCCGAUGGGACGGCAAUCCGAUACGACCGGAGAGAGAUCAGGCAAAAACAUACUCGUGUUAACAAAUGUUGUUUAAAAUAAUAAUUAAAUAGAUUAAGUAACUGUUGUUAUUGCCGCUUUUUGUUUUGAAACUGACUUUCUAAAUACAGAGUUAUAUCAAGAUUAUUUAUCUUUAGAUAAGUGCACUCAGUUGGAGUAUUUAUUUGUAUUAUACCUUAUACAUAAGUGUGCUAGUGUAAAUUGACUUGAUGAUGUCAAAAAUCUAUGUUCUGGAACAACGAAUUGAUUCGAUUUGAUUUGACCGUGUGUGGAAAGACGUUUUUUGGUACUUUAUUUCUUAUUUUGCCGUCUAGAGUCAACAAGCACCUUUAUCUACGAACGGUUGACUGCACAUCAGUGGUAACUGUCAUGCACCUUAAGACAAUUGUAAUAAGUACGAUUUUCCUAUAAAACUGUUAUCACUGACCUGAAGUUGACUGUACCAUGUAUCAUAUUCAAAAUCAAUAAAUCUUAGAUGCGUUGAGCCUUCUCAUCAUAUUCAGAUAAGCAACCUUCUGUAUAUUAUAGUUAAAUGUUAUUUAUGUUUUCAAAUAUUUUUGUUUUUGACAUAAAUGAAAACCAAAAGUUUUUCCUGUUCAUAGAAAAUUUAACUUUAUUUGUAGGUGCAUACAGUUCAAAAUUGCAUGAAGACUUUUGUGUUACCUAUAUAGUUUCUGUAUGUUUUUGCGGUGUAUGUGACAGUAAUAAGGUUCAAUUUUGUAUGCAGUAUGCACGUGUUAAAUCGUUAAGCUGUUUUUAAUAAACUUAGGUAAAGUAUUAUAAGAUUAAAUACCCAUUUUUGCCACCUCUGGAUAAUAACAAUUUUAUGUCAUAAAAUUUUAUAUAGAUGACAUAAUAGUCCUAUUUAUAAAUAAAUAUGUUAGAUAAUAUGUAUAUUUGGAAGUGGCGAAAAUGGGCACUAAAUUAUAAAAUAAGGUAUUCAAGGGAUCUUCUAAUUUAAAAAGAAACGUAUAUAUUUUGCAGAUGUGAUAUUAAUCUGUGAUAAUUUGAUAAAUACAAAUAUGUAUGUAUGUACUCAAGAUAAAUCAAUAUGUAUGAAUUAUUUCUGCUAUGUUCUGUCUUUACUUUAUGCUUGAUCCCAAAUGAUGUUAAAUACUAAUGAAUUUCCUUAAAGUAUUUGUAAAAAAUAAAAAAUCUUCAUUCUGAAUUGAAAACUUGUAGUAUCUUUUUCGUUGUUCUAAAAAGAUAUGACAGUAUGUUCCGUAUCGAAAUUCAUCUUCUCAAGUGUUUUUGAAAGUACUGGAUCAAUUUUAUGAAUAUAAUGUAUAUGAAAUAGCAACAAAAUAGUUAAAUGUUUAUAUUUUUAUACUUUAACUAUGGAGGUCCCUUUUUGAAAGUUUUAUCGAUGUCAAUGUUGUAAGAGUGUGAGAUAAGCAAUAAUUGUAUUUGUAAGUUUAAAUAAAUUGUAAUUUAAUUGA
Messenger RNA from Helicoverpa armigera (cotton bollworm), 3973 nucleotides. It is a transcript of the gene MED15, whose product is annotated as mediator of RNA polymerase II transcription subunit 15. Gene Ontology annotation, biological process: regulation of DNA-templated transcription. The record is from RefSeq and is a predicted model, not a curated record. The transcript is spliced from 11 exons. NCBI's taxonomy places the organism in Eukaryota, Metazoa, Arthropoda, Insecta, Lepidoptera, Noctuidae. Bases 180 to 2297 code for a protein of 705 amino acids. Gene Ontology annotation, molecular function: transcription coregulator activity.